GAAAAUUUUCAAAAGUCACGGUGGCCUGGUAGCGUAAUGGUAACGCGUCAGUUUCCGGUUAAAGGACAUACUGAAGACUGCGGGUUCGAGUCCCGUCUGGGUCGUUUAUUUUGCAUUUUACAGCUUCGUUUUUGCUUCUGCGGUUGUUUGAAUAUCUUUUGUCCAAGACUGGAAUGCUCGGGAAGGUAGUGUGUGAAUUGGUGCGGGGCAGUGCAGACAAACCGAGGAUGACAGCUGGUGGAUGGUUUUAGCUCCUAAGCGAACAAAACAAACCAUUUUUCACUGAUGAGAUGAUGACUGUAGCUGAUGCGCUCUGUUUAUCUCCGCGAUUAGUAGCUUUAUGUACUAUUCUCUCUUUUUGAAUUCUCUGGAGUUGAAUUGGCUUUGAGAUUUUGCACUAGAGCAUACUGUAUGGAUCCUGCUGCCUCAGGCAUAAUUCUAUCAACUGCUCCAGGAGACUUCAGACUUUAAACCCCCACUUUCUGCCGGCGAAGCUGGGCAAACACCAAAACAUCACCGAUUCGUUCCACCACGGCAGCCUCAAAGCAACGUACACAUUCAAAUACGAACGAUGUGAUUGGAUAUGCCCCAGUAACGUUACAUACCCCAGAGUGGGCUGGCAUGCAAGGCUGAGGCUUGAUUCCCAAGCUCUAAUAUCUCGAAGAUACCCCUCCAUCGCGGAGUAAACCCAAGUCAACAUGGCACCACACGCAGACUCCCCAAGCGACGAUGUCGACCGUCUCCCGGCUCCUCCUCGCCCUUCAAUGUCCCUGAACCCUCCUCGACUCCUUAUUAUCGGUGCUGGAUCUCGCGGUACUGCCUAUGCCAGAGCUACAGGCGAAUCGUCGAAUGGUAUCCUCGUGGCGGUUGCAGAACCAAUUGCAUAUAAGCGGAAGCUGUUGGGGGAUUCAUACAUUUGGGGCAAGGCUGGACCUGCAGAGGGGCAGGAAUUCGAGGAUUGGAAACAGUUCUUGACUUGGGAACAAGAGAGGCGAGAGAAGGCUGUGAGGGGAGAAGAUGUACCAGAAGGAGUCGACGGUGUAUUCAUCUGCGUACUUGAUGAGAUGCAUAAGGAGGUUAUCGUAGGACUUGCGCCUCUUGGUCUUCAUAUAAUGUGCGAGAAACCACUGGCAACAAGUCUUGACGAUUGUGUCUCGAUUUAUAAAUCUCUCCUCCCGGAUCUACCAAAUACCACACCGUCGAAGAUCUUCUCCAUUGGACAUGUUCUCAGAUACAGUCCGCAUAAUAUGCUACUCAGGAAAUUGUUACUUGAGGAUAGAGUGAUUGGAGAUAUUAUGUCUGUCAACCAUACCGAGCCUGUGGGAUGGUGGCAUUUCACACAUAGCUACGUCAGAGGAAACUGGCGUAAAGAAUCCACGACUGCUCCGUCCCUCCUCACAAAAUCCUGUCACGACAUCGAUCUACUUCUCUGGAUUCUUUGCUCCCCACCGCCAGGGUCUGCCAACUCCGCACAUAUUCCAACGACAGUCAGUUCUGUGGGCGGCCUUCAAUACUUCAACAAGUCGCGGAAGCCCAAGGCUGCCGGUAAAGCUACCAACUGCCUAUCAUGCCCAGCAGAACAAACGUGCAAAUACUCUGCGAAGAAGAUAUACUUGGGAAAGGACCACACGGGACUCGGAAGUGGGAACAUAUUCUGGCCAGUCAAUAUCGUCCUCCCAGAAAUCGAGGAAUGUAUAGCUGCUGGUGGUGCCGCAGGAGGUGAAGCUGCUCUGACAGCCAAACUCGCAGAGGAUUACACGAACGAGACUCCAAAAGCUGAAAUAUCUGCCAAAAACUGGUUCGGUCGUUGCGUCUAUGAAGCAGACAACGACGUCAACGACGACCAAGUAGUCACCAUGCAAUGGGACAACGACCCAAUCCCCACAGCAGACGCAGAUACCGAGAAAGCGCUCCUCGGCCGCGGCGCCAAAACGGCAGUCUUCCACAUGGUAGCCCACACCAAGAAACAAUGCGAUCGCUACAGCCACUUCUACGGCAACGACGGUGAGAUCUACGCCGACAGCGAGACCAUCACCGUACAGGAUUUCAACACCGGCGCCACCAGGAUCUACAAACCGCAUCUUGCUGGCGGGGGACAUGGCGGUGGUGAUGAUGGGCUGGCGAGGCAGUUUAUCCUUGCUGUUGAUGCGGUUAAGAAUCAUGCUGUUAGUGUGGAGGAGGCGCAGAAGGUGCAUGUCGGGUGUAGUCUGGAAGAGGUUAUUAGGAGUCAUGCGAUGGUGUUUGCGGCUGAGGAGGCGAGGUUGGGGAGGAGGGUGGUGGAUUUCCCCGGGUGGUGGAGGGAGAAUGUUGAAAAGAGUUUGGUGGAGUGAGAGAGUAAAGCUGUCAGUGGGAGAGCGCCACUGCUUCUUGACUCUAGAUGCCAGCCUUGUGUUCCACGAAUGUCAUGUCGUCUCACUCCUCAUCAUUUCGUAAUCAUCUAAAAUAGGUGCACAACAGCAGCAACCAAUCCUUCCAGCGACGGUUUCAAAACAUAUCUGUUUAUCCUCUCCUCGCCGCUACCUUCUUCCACUUGAAAGGACCAUGCUCGUUAUGAAACACAGAAUCAAAUUAAGAGCGCCACAUUCCGUCCUUGUCGCUCUUGUAUCCCAAUCUCGUAAAGCUUCUUGUAUUUGUGGCGAAAACACUACUUCUCUAACCCAGCUACGAUGUUCUUUCAAUCGUAAAGCAGCGGUGUGGAGUCUACUAUUUUAAAGUACUGUCACUUGGAUUUUUUGCUGUCAAACUCCACGCGGCUGUCAUCCCAUCUUACAUCUAUGCCUCUACCCCCACUGCCAAAAGUCCUGUUUCCAAUGGAAGGUGUUGCUAAAGAUGUUUACUUCUUUCCACUGGAACGCAUCUUGCCGUUCUAGCUAUGCUUUUUGGAAGGAAAUUCAUCAAGGUCACUGGUAUGGUACAGUCUAACUGUCUAACUGUCCUCCGUCCUAGCGGGUAUAUCUUUCUUUUUCGAGUGGCAUCCUGAGCUUGAGAGUUUCCUUUGAGAUGUAUUUACGUACGAUGCGUAGCACAUACAUGGGUUGCAGGUUCUGAGAAUUUGGGGAUGGGAUUCACUGAUGUAUGUCGUUCUUUUCUGUUGAUGUUGAGAUGUUGAGGCAACGCGGAAUUGCUUGUGCUUGGUGGGUAAGCUGUCUUGAAAUUGCUAGAUUCACAUUUACUCUUCGAUUCCGCCAAUUCCGCUGCCCAAGUACCAUGUCACUGAACCCAAGUCAGGGGUAUUGGUAGG
Messenger RNA from Cadophora gregata, 3241 nucleotides. RefSeq lists its product as uncharacterized. The record is from RefSeq and is a predicted model, not a curated record. The transcript is spliced from 4 exons. Gene Ontology annotation, molecular function: nucleotide binding. Bases 699 to 2330 code for a protein of 543 amino acids. NCBI's taxonomy places the organism in Eukaryota, Fungi, Ascomycota, Leotiomycetes, Helotiales, Ploettnerulaceae.